CUUUGGCUGCUUAGCUUACCAAACUCGAGCUCUCCUUGGUCUCAUCACUCUGUAGUCUAUAUAUACACGUGAAUUUCGUUGCCGCUGAUCACCCUGUCAUUUCCGUCUCUCCAUCCUCCUCCUCCUCUGCGUAGUGACUAGUGAGCAACAGGGUUCCAUACAGCUUUGUUGAUUGCAUCAAUAAUCUGUGUAGAUCAUACCUAUGGCCCCGGCAGCUGCAGUGGCGGAUUCAAUAAAGCCUCGAGAUGUUUGUAUUGUCGGUGUUGCACGUACUCCAAUGGGUGGCUUUCUUGGUUCCCUUUCUUCUUUAUCAGCCACCAAGCUUGGAUCUAUAGCUAUUGAGUGUGCUCUUAAAAGAGCAAAUGUUGAUCCAUCCCUUGUACAAGAGGUUUUCUUUGGAAAUGUUUUAAGUGCAAAUUUAGGACAGGCUCCUGCUAGACAGGCUGCAUUAGGAGCUGGAAUACCUAAUUCAGUAGUGUGUACAACUAUUAACAAAGUCUGUGCAUCUGGGAUGAAAGCUACAAUGCUUGCAGCACAAAGCAUCCAGCUGGGUAUCAAUGACAUUGUUGUGGCUGGUGGCAUGGAAAGCAUGUCUAAUGCACCUAAAUAUCUUGCAGAAGCAAGGAAGGGAUCUCGAUUGGGUCAUGAUACUUUAGUUGAUGGCAUGCUUAAAGAUGGCCUAUGGGAUGUUUAUAAUGAUUUCGGAAUGGGAGUAUGUGCUGAAUUAUGUGCAGAUCAACAUGCAAUAACAAGAGAAGAACAGGAUUCUUAUGCUAUUCAGAGCUUUGAACGUGGUAUCUCUGCUCAAAAUAGUGGUGCAUUUGCAUGGGAGAUAGCUCCGGUUGAAGUUUCUGGAGGAAGAGGAAAACCAUCCACAGUUAUUGAUAAGGAUGACGGUUUAGGAAAGUUUGAUCCUGUUAAACUAAGAAAGCUUCGACCAAGUUUCAAAGAGGUUGGAGGUUCUGUUACAGCUGGAAAUGCAUCUAGCAUAAGUGAUGGAGCUGCUGCAUUGGUGCUAGUGAGCGGAGAGAAGGCAAUUAAACUUGGACUGCAAGUAAUAGCAAAGAUAACAGGAUAUGCUGAUGCAGCCCAGGCACCUGAAUUAUUUACAACUGCUCCUGCUCUUUCAAUUCCUAAAGCCAUUUCAAGUGCUGGAUUGGAGGCUUCUCAAAUUGAUUACUAUGAAAUAAAUGAAGCAUUUGCGGUUGUGGCCCUUGCAAAUCAGAAGCUGCUUGGCCUUAAUCCAGAAAAAGUUAAUGUGCAUGGUGGAGCUGUAUCUUUGGGACAUCCCCUAGGUUGCAGUGGAGCUCGUAUCUUGGUCACACUUUUAGGGGUACUGAAGCAGAAGAAUGGGAAAUAUGGAGUUGGUGGUGUUUGCAAUGGAGGAGGAGGAGCAUCUGCCCUUGUUGUGGAGCUUAUUUAAGACAGCCAUUUUCCAAAAGUGGGGCGUUUCUCGUUAUGAAGCUUAACUUCUUAGUUGUUGUAAUGGUUAGAUAUGCAAUUUUUUAUCUCUGUCAUCCUUUUAUAUUUUUCUUCUCUACUAAGUGUGUAAGGCCCGUUGAGAAAAUAUAAUCUCCGAUGUUGUUCGCUUGUAUCAUCUAGUAGUGUUUUACAUUUUUCUGUUUUAUAUGCUCAACUGCAUUUUAUGCAUGAUUAUGGAGCUGAAACCCUCUCAUGUAGACUCAUGCAAAAAUGCAAAUCUGAUGACUGGUUUGACGUGAGUCACCGCACCGUCAGGGGAUA
Messenger RNA from Nelumbo nucifera (sacred lotus), 1743 nucleotides. Its product is annotated as acetyl-CoA acetyltransferase 2. NCBI's taxonomy places the organism in Eukaryota, Viridiplantae, Streptophyta, Magnoliopsida, Proteales, Nelumbonaceae. Gene Ontology annotation, cellular component: mitochondrion. The record is from RefSeq and is a predicted model, not a curated record. Gene Ontology annotation, biological process: fatty acid beta-oxidation. Gene Ontology annotation, molecular function: acetyl-CoA C-acetyltransferase activity.